This is a messenger RNA of Neoarthrinium moseri, 792 nucleotides long. RefSeq lists its product as uncharacterized. The coding region runs from base 1 to 792 and encodes 263 amino acids. Lineage: Eukaryota; Fungi; Ascomycota; Sordariomycetes; Amphisphaeriales; Apiosporaceae. The record is from RefSeq and is a predicted model, not a curated record. The transcript is spliced from 2 exons.
AUGGCUGAGGAACAGAAACCCAAGGUCAAGCUCUAUUGGCUUGAGCAAUCGCGCGCGCAGAGUAUCCUGUGGCUGCUCGAGGAGUUCAAGAUCGAUUAUGAGUUGGAGCUCUUCCACCGGAACAAGGAGACCAGACUGGCGCCUCCAGAGUUGACCAAGAUUCACCCUCUGGGCAAGUCGCCCGUCAUCAGCGUCACACCUGUCGGCUCAGACAAGCCAAUCGUGAUUGCCGAGACCGGCUUCAUCGCCCAGUACCUCAGCGAGCACUUCGGGCAGGGCACCACCCUGCUGCCGAAGCGGUGGAAGGACGGCCAGGAGGGCAAGGUCGGUGGCGAGACCGACGAGUGGAUGCGCUGGAUGUACUUCCUGCACUACAACGAGGGCAGCCUGAUGCCCACCUUCAUCCUCGCCAUGAUUCUCGGCAUGAUGAAGAGCCCUAAGGUUCCAUUCUUCAUCCGCCCCAUCACCAGCCUCGUCGUCAACAACGUCAUGAACUCCUUUGUCAUACCUAACGUCAAGAAGCACCUGGGAUUCCUCGAGAGCCAGCUCGAGACCUCCCCCGGCGACUAUCUGUGCGGCAAGAACCUGACCGCGGCCGACAUCACCAUCAGCUUCGCCCUGGUUGCCUUCCAGGGCCAGUUCGGCCAGUUCGGCACCCGGGAUACGCCCCCCGACAAGCUGUACCCCAAGCUCUGGGCUUGGAUCAGCCGCAUGGACGCAGAACCGGGAUUUAAGAAGUCCGCCGAGGCCAUCAAGAAGAUUGACGAUAGUUACAAGGUCAAGUGGACUUGA